UCCGCAUCUCCCAAAGAAGAUAGAGGUAGCGAUGAUCAAGGAAUUGCGCUCCUCAAGCAACAUCUGUUUAGCAAAUUUCAAACAAAAGACUUGGGAAAGUUGAGAUACUUCCUUGGCAUUGAGGUUGCACAGUCUCAAGAUGGAAUUGCUCUCUCACAAAGAAAGUAUGCCUUGGAUAUUCUUGAGGAAACAGGUUUGCUAGAUUGCAGGCCAGUGGAUACACCAAUGGAUCCGAACGUUAAACUCUUAUCAGAACAAGGAGAUCUUUUGCCCAACAAGGAAAAAUAUAGAAGACUCAUCGGAAAAUUGAAUUAUCUUACCAUCACGAGACCAGAUAUUUCAUUUGCGGUAAGUGUUCUUAGCCAGUUUCUUGAUAAGCCAUGUACUGGACAUUGGGAUGCAGCUAUUCGAGUUUUGAGAUACAUCAAGAAAACUCCAGGGCAAGGAUUGUUGUUUGAAGAUCGAGGUCACCGUGAUAUUGUGGGAUACUGUGAUGCAGACUGGGCCGGAUGUCCGAUGGAUAGACGUUCCACUUCGGGAUAUUGCAUCUUGAUUGGUGGAAACUUAAUUUCAUGGAAAAGUAAGAAACAGGAUGUGGUUGCCAGAUCUAGUGCUGAAGCAGAAUAUCGUGCAAUGGCCCUUGCUACCUGUGAAAUCUUAUGGUUGAAGCAUCUCCUCCAAGAGUUAAAAUAUGGAAACACAAAACCGGCUCAACUCAUGUGUGAUAAUCAAGCCGCAAUGCACAUCGCAUCAAAUCCGGUAUAUCAUGAGAGGACAAAACAUAUUGAAGUUGAUUGUCAUUUUAUCCGAGAGAAGAUCACCAGUGGACAUAUCAUCACAAAAUAUGUGAACACAACUGAACAACUUGCAGAUAUUUUAACUAAGUCUCUUAGAGGUCCUAGAGUGGAAUAUAUUUGUAACAAGCUUGGUAUAUAUGAUUUAUAUGCUCCAGCUUGAGGGGGAGUGUGGAAACCCUACUAGUAUUGGGCUUAGCCCAUUUUGUAUAUCUUGUAUAGGAAACCCUAGUACUCUAAAUAUAGCUAUAAAUAUAGCUUCUUGUAUAGGAUUUCAUAUGAAGUAUAAUGAAUACAAUCUUAUAUUUCACAGUUACCAACUAACGGAGUUAAUUAACGUAUGGUGGGCAUUCAGGCUAGGGUGGUCUGAACUGAUCAGGCUGAUAUAGGGUUAAAAAACACAUGGACAAAAGUAGGAAGGUAGGCUUGUAGGUGGUAACACCUGUAGUCCGAGCCUCCGAGGUAAUGGGAAAAUUACCAGAUGUUCAAUACAAAUUAUAGGGUUGGAGGGAAACCAGUAGGGAAAGAUUAAAUUUGCUAGUACAACCACAGUCUGGCAAGAUAACUUUUUCUUCCUAGGAAUGGCAGAACUGGAUUGUUUUCUUCACGCUAAAAGAUGUACUUAAGGCAAAUGUUGAUUCCGUACAGGUGAAGUCACAUUUUAAUGAAACGUGUUACUACCUGAGCUACGAUGAUACCAUAGGCCUUUUUCAGCCAGCCAAUCAUGUAGCAGGACUGGCAGAAUGAUCUGGCCGGGCGACCAUCUGAGCGAGUCAAACUAGGAACUUUUAGGACAGAAGAGUAGCACGCAUCAGUCAAAUAGACCUUUAGCAAAUUGAUG
Cuscuta epithymum is the source of this 1635-nucleotide messenger RNA. Lineage: Eukaryota; Viridiplantae; Streptophyta; Magnoliopsida; Solanales; Convolvulaceae. The record is from the annotation of a GenBank genome assembly.